UCGAUCGGUACGGAACCUUGCACGUCACAAUUAGUUUAAUGUAGUAUUAGCUCUCGGACCCAGAUGGCGUUGUAAUCCCGCAGUACGAUACCCGAUCGAAUUUCAACGUCAGAAAUGUAAGAAAAUGGCGAGAAUAACGUGUACCCCGGGUGAUUUAAUUCAAUGGGAUUCUGCUGAAAAUUGUCUGGCACCGUUAACAGAUUUACAAAAAGAUUAUUUGCAAAAACUGGAACAAGAAUUUUCUUCUCUCGACACUUCAACACACGAAGAUACUAGCGAAAAUAGUGAACAUUUAAAUCAGAAUAAAUGUGAUAACAUAACGCAAAUUGAACGAUGUCAAGAUGUUCUAGAAUAUUAUACGAAAUUAGAAAGGGAAUAUAUGUCUUCUGAGAACUUGAAAUAUAUGUUAUAUCUGAACGAUCUUAAAACUCGUCGACAAGAAUGUCAAGAACUUUGUGAGCUGAUCAAGGAUACCUUGGAAGAUUUCUCUAUUCUAUUUAAACAAUAUGCUGAAGUAUCUGAUAAAACAUCCUCCUUGCACAGUGCUAGCGAAGAACUUAUCUCAGAUCAAAAGCAAUUAAAUUCUAUGGUAGAAAGUAUUGCUGAGUAUGUAAAGUACUUUAAAGAAGUAGAUGUAAUAAUGGAAAAAUUAGAAGCUUCUACUUUAUCCGUAAACAGUGAUAUGUUUUUUAAUAUAAUAGACAAAGUAGAUGUUAAUAUGGAUGCUUUACAAACAAAUAACACUUUCAAAGAAAGUGCUACUUAUUUGGUUAAAUAUAGACAUUGUCAAUCCAAGAUUAUAACCUUGAUACAAAAUUAUAUUUUUAAUUUAUUUUCAAAAACUACAGAAAGCAUUUUAAAUUUCAAUGAAACUGAAGGUAUACAAGAAAAUAUGGAUGCUGCUUUGGCAUUAUUUUACGGGAGAUUUCAAACUAUUGUUUCAAAAGCAAAACCUAUCAUAGAACAAGUAGAAACAAAAUCUGUGAAAAGACAAGAAUAUAAUAACUUAUUAUUAGAAUGUCAUCAAUAUUAUUGGAGUCAAAGAGGUUUAGUAUUAGGUCCCAGCAUUCAAAAAUCUUUAUCUGCCAUAAAGGACAGAUACAAUGGAGAUCAUUGUAGUUUAGUCAGACAUUCGUGUGCCUUGCUUUUACAUGCAUCGGUUGACGAAUACAGAUUGUUUUAUGAAUUCUUUUCUAAGCCAUCUACAGGCCUAACAACAUUUCUUGAAAGUCUUUGUACCUCUUUAUAUGACACUAUAAGACCAUUUAUAAUUCAUAUAAAUCAUUUAGAAACUCUGGCAGAAAUCUGUUGUAUUUUAAGGAUAGAAAUGUUGGAUGAACACGUGCAAAAUAAUUUUGAGCCAUUAGAAGGCUUUGGAAAUAUCUGCUUGCAACUUUUACAUGACGUACAAGAGAGACUUGUUUUCCGUGCACAACUGUAUUUACAAUCGGAUGUAUUAAAUUAUAAUCCGUCACCUGGUGAUUUAGCAUAUCCAGAAAAAUUAAAAAUGAUGGAGGACAUAGCAGAAUCCAUAAGAGAAGAAACACGUCAAUCAAGAAUGAAGAGAAUAUCCGUAUCGUCUAAUGAUAGUAAUAUUCUAGAACCAGUAUCAAGAAAUCAUAUUAUAAUGGAUUCUAUUUAUCAAAAAUCACACAUGGGUAGUUCACCAGCAGAUUUACAUGGAAUGUGGUACCCUACAGUUCGUAGAACUCUGGUUUGCUUGUCAAGACUCUAUAGAUGCGUAGACAGAUCUGUCUUUCAAUCGCUUAGUCAAGAAGCUAUAUCUCUUUGUGUCCAAAGUAUAGAGAAAGCAAGAAAUGAAAUUGAACUUAGAGCUUCUACAUUGGAUGCUGAAUUAUUUCAAAUUAAACACUUACUAAUAUUACGUGAACAAAUCGCCCCGUUUCAAGUAGACUUCACCAUCAAGGAAUACAGUUUGGAUUUUUCGAGAGUAAAGAUGGCAGCUUUUGGAUUGCUGGAGAAAAGUUCAAAACUUUUCACUUUGUCGAACAACGCCUUGUUGGAAUUUCUAUUGGAAGGUGCACCUAAAAUGAAAGAACAAUUAAUUGAUUCUCGUAAAGAAGUUGAUAAUAACCUAAAACACGCGUGUCAGAGAUUAAUACAACAUGCUACAUAUGUAUUGAUAAAUCCCGUUAUGCAGUUAUUAGAAAAGGAAAAAGUAUAUUCUAGUAAUACCGACGCAAAUACAAAACAAAAGAUAUUUGGGACUGCUCAAGAAGUAAAUACCAUUGUUGCGGAUGUUUUACGAACAAUUAAAUUUAAGCUUCCAAAUAUUCAACAAUCGAUGCAAUUAUAUUUAGCUAACAAAGAAACAGAAUUUAUUUUAUUAAGACCGAUAAAAAAUAAUAUUAGUGCUGCAUUUGCGCAAUUAUAUCAAUUAUUAAGCAAGUACUAUACUUCGGAAGAACUUUUAUUAAUUGCUUGUCCGUUGCCGGAACAAAUUUCUGUUAUAUUAAGUUCGUCCAGUCUUGUUCAAAAUAAAUCGAUACAAUCAGAAAAUAAAAAUUCGCAAGAUAAGGAAGAACUUUAGUAAAAGAGGAACGAAUGAAAUUGUUAUACAGACGAUUGUAAAUAUAUACAUGUAUGUAAACAAAACUCUUUGUAACGAUCUAAUUUAACAUGUAUAUAAAUUAAUAUUUUUCAUUGCAUAUUCAAGUAAAAAAGGUCCAGUAUUUAAAGUGCAAUGUAAAAUGAAAUAAUUGUAUAUCAAAAAUUUUAUAUGUAUAUAGAUGUAUCUAAACUAAAUAUAGUACGAUUUUUAUAUUGAUUACGAUAUGAAACAAUAUAAAGUACUGUGAAACCAAAUAUAAAUUUGUAUAAGUUUA
Molecule: messenger RNA, 2846 nt
Organism: Vespula vulgaris
Lineage: Eukaryota; Metazoa; Arthropoda; Insecta; Hymenoptera; Vespidae
Gene: Cog3
Product: conserved oligomeric Golgi complex subunit 3
Exons: 1
Coding region: 125-2551 (808 amino acids)
Biological process (GO): Golgi organization; intra-Golgi vesicle-mediated transport; intracellular protein transport
Cellular component (GO): cis-Golgi network; COG complex; membrane
Source: RefSeq, a predicted model, not a curated record